This is a messenger RNA of Trematosphaeria pertusa, 3804 nucleotides long. Its product is annotated as ARM repeat-containing protein. Gene Ontology annotation, biological process: nuclear-transcribed mRNA catabolic process, nonsense-mediated decay. The transcript is spliced from 4 exons. The record is from RefSeq and is a predicted model, not a curated record. NCBI's taxonomy places the organism in Eukaryota, Fungi, Ascomycota, Dothideomycetes, Pleosporales, Trematosphaeriaceae. Bases 1 to 3657 code for a protein of 1218 amino acids. Gene Ontology annotation, molecular function: RNA binding; protein binding. Gene Ontology annotation, cellular component: cytoplasm; exon-exon junction complex.
AUGGAGAGGCAGAGAAAACGGGAGCUCCGCGAGCUGAAUUUUAGAGCUUGGGAUGGCGAGCAGGAUGUGUUCCGCGUGCAGGGCUCCCUCGACUCGUCCAUGAAGAAGAAUACCGCCUUCAUCAAGCGCCUGCGAACCGCCGUCCAAGCCUCAGCGCAGACCCAGUUCAUCCAGGAUGUGCAGACGCUGUCCCUUCAUAAAUACCUGUCUGAAAUCAUUUCCGCCUGCUAUGAAGGCCUCUGCAAGCUCAAGACCCCCGCAGAUAUUGCCGCCGGCGUCGAAGUCGUGAGCGCGCUCCAUCAACGAUUCGGCCCCGCUGAGUUCACUGGAUACCUCGGAUGGUACAUUGGGCGAGGACUGAGCACACCGGACAAGUCUCACCUGAAGACCCUGGCACAAGACGUCCGUGAGCGGGAAGAGAAGGAACGCCUUGCUCGUCAGCGAGUGCUGCUGAGGGUAGCGACCGAGCUCUGGCUUGUGGGUGUGCUGAGAAGCUUGGAUGAUGUGUCUAGACCCGAAGAGGCGGGCAAGACAAAAGAGAGUGUCAAGCUCGUUGAGGGAUCAAGCAAGGCCAAGGCGACAACAAAUGGCAACCGGCCUGACAGCGCCGAUGCCGAACCAUUUCCACUAGAGGUGCUUAAGGAUAUGCUAGGGUACGACCGCGAGCAUAUCAACCUGCCUCUGGUCGUCAUCUUCGUAAAGGCAUUUGCAUGGGAUAUCCUUGGAGCAAAAACAUCUUCGGCUGAAGGGCGCAAGACCGUGAAUGAGGAUGGAAGCACGACAACCGAGAAAAACGAUGAGGCUUCCACCACCGACGAAGAUGAUGCAGCUACCAAGGACCCCCCUAUCGUCUCCCCUGAGCUCCGGCAGCGGUUCAAGAACAUCCUCAGUCGGUACUUUGACGAUGUCAAAGCGCAUCUGCUACGCGAUCAGAAGCACUUGGUCAACCAAGGGCGCAAGAAUGCGGAAGCGUAUGUCAGGUCUGGAGAAGUUUUCGAGGACCGCCAGGCAAAUUACGAAAAGCAGAUGAAGGCACAGGAGAGACUAGCAGGAAAUGCGCAGGUCCUCGCCGAUGCACUUAGUUUGGAGAUGCCUGAUCUAAAGGAAAAGGACACAUCUGCAGGCACCGGUGACGGCUCGAUCGGGCUUGUGAAGGCGGGAGACUAUCUGCGCGGUCAAGGUGAUGGGCCUGGCAUCUGGGAAGACGAAGAAGAGCGGCGUUUCUACGAAAACCUCAUCGACCUCAAAGACCGUGUUCCGGGCAUUCUAUUGGAAGAACCGAAGAAGAAAAAGACCGACAAUGACGAGCAAGUUGGCAAGAAGGCUGAGACCAAGGCCGACAUAGAGGAUAAACCAGAACCUUCCGCCGAGGCGAAGCCUGCAGAAGCAGACGACCAGUCCACUGCCAUCGCGAAUAAGUCCGUCGGAGCUCAGGUGGAUGCCGUCCUUGCCCGUCUACCCGAGCUGAAUACCAAGGAUUCCGUGGAUCAGACCGCCGUCGACUUUUGCUUCCUGAACUCGAAGGCUUCUCGCAAUAGGCUGAUCAAAGCUGUGCAGGACAUACCGAAGGGUCGGUCGGACUUGCUACCACUGUAUUCCAGACUCAUUGCAACGCUUGGAAAAUACAUGCCCGAUGUGUCGCAGGGCCUCGUGUCGUACCUCGAUGACGAGUUUCGGAGCCUUCAGCGCCGCAAGUCGAAGGACUUUCUGGGACAAGUCCGGACCCAGAAUGUUCGCUAUCUUGCGGAGCUGACCAAGUUCGGGGUCGUCCCGGAGCAUGUCAUCUUCCACUGUUUGAAGGUCAGCCUCGACGAAUUUUCGAGGAUGAACAUUGAGAUCAUCUGCAACCUCCUUGAAAACUGUGGUCGCUACUUACUUCGCAAUCCUGAGACCUCCCCGCGAAUGUCAUCCUUCCUGGAGACUCUGCAGCGAAAGAAGGGUGCCCAAGUUCUUGGUCAACAAGAGCGUAUGCUCAUUGAAAACGCCGUUUACUACGUUAACCCUCCGGAGCGCGCGGCUAUCGAGCAAAAGGAGAGAACGCCGAUCGAGCUCUUUCUUCGCAAGCUCAUGUAUCAGGAUCUGAGCCGCCGAACUGUAGACAAGACCGUCAAGCAGAUCCGCAAGAUGCAUUGGGAGGAAGAAGAUGUCGUCAACAUCCUGCACAAGAUCUUCUCAAAGCCCGGUAAGAUCAAGUACAGCAACAUCCACCUUCUAGCCAUUAUCCUCGGGACGAUCCACAGAUAUCAUCAGGACUUUGCGAUCUCAGUAAUAGACGACCUCCUUGAGUCGAUUACAUUCGGGCUCGAGUUGAAUGAUUUCAAAUUAAACCAGAGGAGGAUCGCAGAGGUUAAGUACCUCGGCGAAAUGUAUAUCUACCGGCUGGUUGACUCUCCGCUCAUCUUUGACACGCUGUAUAAGCUCCUCAAUUACGGGUGGGAAGGUGGCUAUGUGCGCCCAGGGCUGGUGAACCCAUUGGACCUCCUGGACGAUUACUUCCGCAUCCGGCUGGUUUGCAACCUCUUAGAGACCUGCGGCAUGUACUACGACAAGGGCGCCGCCAAGAAGAAGCUUGAUUUCUUCCUCACUUACUUCCAGUACUACCUCUGUACUAAGGAUUCCCUCCCGAUGGACGUUGAAUUCAUCGUGCAGGACGCCUUCAAUCUCACGAGGCCCCAAUGGAAGCUGAUCACAAGUUUCGAGGAAGCCUCUCGUGCUUUCGGGGAAGCUGUCAAGCAAAACUACCAGACUUCCGCAGUCGGUAAACCGGUUGAGCCCGACGAAGAUGACCUAUCCGCUUCCGACGAUGAUGGAGAUGGGCCAGACGACGAGGAAGUUGUUGUACCGGAGGGAGAUGAAGAGAAGUCUUCAGGCGAGGAUGAAGAGGAUUCUGGUGACGAUGAGCCGGUCAAACGAGCCUCAUCCGACGACGAAGAGGAACAGAUCGUCGUUACUCGUCAAGAAGACGAACGCGACCCCGAAGCAGAAGCCGAGUUCGACCGCGAGCUUGCGAAAUUGAUGUCGGAAAGCGUAGAAUCCCGCAAGUUCGAGCGCAAGCCGGUCUUCGAUGUACCGCUUCCAAUGCGCCGCACUCGUGAGGCACCCGUAGCUGCGGAAGAUAGCGGCAAUGAAGCAUCUGCUCGGGCGUCUCCUAUGAUGAAAUUCUCCUUGCUCAGCAAGCGCGGAAACAAGACACAGACCCGCUCUAUCGACCUGCCCUCAGAUUCAACGUUUGCAGUUGCCAUGCGCAACAAGCAACAGGCCGAGCGAGAAGAGCAGCAGCGGAUCAAGAACCUCGUCUUGAACUACGAUCUCCGGGACGACGACGCGGAUGGUGAUACACCGUUUCAUUACACCCUUCAACCUAAUACCAAUAGGAAACGUACUGAAACUUCUGAAGGUCUGGACAAGACUCACAACCCGUACGCACAGCCGCGCCUCGACAAGGCCGGCAACAAUCGCAGCAAUCAGCGAGCCAGGAAGUUGCAGCUCAGCGAUGUCAACUGGUAUGGCAACCCUCCGUCUUCUCAGCAAACUCGUUCUCGCUUGAUGCGUUCGUCCGCCGUUACCGCCGAUGCUUCCGCAUCUGGUCGGCGAGACAGCCUCGAACCUCUUCCUUCCUCUCAUCGCAAGUCCAAUCGGCAUGCACGCUCGAGUUGAUCAUAUGCGCUUCGAUUCCCGGCGCCAUUAGUAAUCAUCUGGCUAACCUCGAGGCCCUGCUUGGGCGUCCCACCCUUUAGGACAUGAUCUAUGGCUUAUGCUGUUAUCGCCUGCAUUCCCAGCGUAACCGACUAUCGUUCGCCGCUG